Nicotiana tabacum (common tobacco) is the source of this 1303-nucleotide messenger RNA. The record is from RefSeq and is a predicted model, not a curated record. Lineage: Eukaryota; Viridiplantae; Streptophyta; Magnoliopsida; Solanales; Solanaceae.
GAGAUCUUGACGGGAGAAGGUCCACAACUGGAUACAUCUUUACCCUCGUUGGCAGUGCCGUUAGUUGGAAGUCGACUCUGCAGUCGAUUGUCGCUUUAUCUACGAUAGAAGCAGAAUACAUGGCAGCAGCAGAGGCGGUGAAGGAAGCUAUUUGGUUGAAAGGUUUAGUAGCGGAAUUGAGUUUGAGAUUUCAUGAGCGCACUAAGCACAUUGAUGUCAGAUUUCAUUUUAUUCGAGAUGUUGUUGAAGAGGGAACUAUCAAGGUCGUGAAGGUUAUCACAGACGAUAAUGCUGCAGACUUGUUGUCCAAGAUAGUCCCGCUCGCUAAGUUUGCACACUGCAAGAACUUGGCGGGGUAUACUGCAACUGCAUAUGAUAAGAUAACAGCAAUAAAGCAAAUGAAAAGGCAAGCAAAAACCGAAUUUCUUGCUGAACUGCAAAUUUUGACGCGCGUUCAUCACCUGAACCUGGUGUGCUUGAUAGGAUAUUGUGUUGAAAGGUAUCUUUUCCUUGUAUAUGAGUACAUUGACAAUGGUAAUCUAAGCCAACAUUUACAUGGGAGGGACACACUGCCAUGGUCAACGAGGGUGCAAAUUGCAUUAGAUUCUGCCAGGGGUCUUGAAUAUAUACAUGAACACAGUGUCCCCGUUUGCAUUCAUCGUGAUAUUAAAUCAGCAAAUAUUCUGAUAAACAAAAACUUCCAUGCAAAGGUUGGAGAUUUUGGCUUGACGAAACUUGUUGAAAAUGGAAAUUCAACGUUGCCUACACGUUUUAUGGGUACAUUUGGGUACAUGGCACCAGAGUAUGGUCGUUCAGGAAUUAUCACACCUAAAGUAGAUGUCUAUGCUUUUGGCGUUGUCCUUUAUGAAUUGAUUUCAUCCAAGGAAGCGGUAGUCAAGGAAGAUGGUGUAGAUGAUGCAAGAAGCCUUGUUGCUUUGUUUGAAGAAGCUCAUAAUCAUCCAAAUCCAAUUGAAGGCAUUUCCAGAUUGAUAGACCCCAAACUCGGCGAUAACUACCCCUUUGAUUCAAUCCACAAGAUGGCACAGCUUGCUAAAGCUUGUACAGAGAAAGAUCAUCAAAUGCGUCCAACUAUGAAAUCAGUAGUGGUUGCGCUUAUGGCAUUUUCAUCAUCGACAGAGGAUUGAUAAUUUGAUGUUCUGGUUUGGUCCUGUAGUGUUUCAUGAAGAAGAAUUUCUUGAAAUCAAGAGCUUAAUUUCGACUUCUUUUAAAGAUGUUCAGAGAAAUAUUAAGAAAAAAUCUAGUAUUUGACUUCUCAGAUUGUUAUAAUCAAUCUUUUUUGGGA